CCUCUCCAAAGAUACGUUACCUUUUUACCCUAAUUGGCUGCCUCAUCGUACGGACACUAAUUUUAACAUCGAAGUAUCUUUACAAGUAGCCCCACCUGCCGAUCCAUCAACGACUUAGACGGUUAUCCUCCUCGAAAAGCUUGCACCCAGGUCCAGAUCUCCCGUGUCACACCAGUCAAAUUACCACCCAAACCUCCCAUCACCCGAGCAACCGAACAUAAAUGAUUCUGAAGGCAUAUCACCACCAUCAUAGGAGUCACGAUUUGGCUGAAACCUUAAAUAGUUAAAUGUUGUUCCAUCUCCAAGGCCAUUUCGACCCUACACGGGACCCACGACCACCACCACUCCCUCAACUGAAAGCUCAUAAAACUACCCAAUUCUACCAAUACCAUACUACAUGCAAUAUCAAUAUUCAGUAGACAUAGCUACUGCUGAUCUGUUGAGUGUUUCCGAUGUUGAAAUCUUGCUGUGUAUGAAUGCAGUGGGUAUCAUCAUUAUUUGACUUCACUUCCCCUUUCUCACGAAAACGGAACACCGAACACCACACGCGUUUUCAACUCCAUAUUUAUAGACAAGACUAUAGUCUUAAAAUAUGGGAAAAGAGCAAAAGCAGGAGAAUGCAAUCAUCACCACCAUACCUCCACAACCCCAGGACAAGGGCCAAGAGAACCAAUCGGAACCCCAAAACGACGAUUUCGAGCCUGAAAUUGAGGUCCCAUUGCCUCUCACCGAUACUUCCCGGGUUUUGUAUAUGUUGGGAGAUUUCACCGCAGGGCCUGCGUUUAGGUUCACGCAAUGGCUCCAAUUGGUUCGUAAACGCACUGCCAAUUCCAAUUCCAAUUCCUCUGGAUUCCCCCACCGUCGCUGCCGUUCUGCCACCACCAUGCCUUCUACUCCGACCAUUGGCGAAUCAAUUCAGGGUGCAAAAUGCGAUACAGCCCCUGAGCAAACAGAAAUUAGUUUGUGGGAUAGGCUUGGGAAAGCUUCCAUGUUGGACAUUGAAUCGAGUUCAUUUUCUUGGGACAAGCUCAUUUCACUUCACCACAUUGAACACAGCAGUAGCAAUGAACUUAUUGAGGAUGAAAUGAACAAAGCUCUUGAGGUAACUGUAAAUUCUGGAGGGGUUGUCUUCUUUGCCUUUUUCAACUGCACUGGGAAUGAUGAUGCUGUUCCAAAAGAAGCAGCAGCUGUUAUAAAGAUAUCAUCAUCAAGAAUGGCAACACAGUCUGAACGCCUUGGCUAUGAAUUUGCCAGGUGUUUGGGAGUCCAAACGCCACAGGCUAGAGUCAUUCACAAUACCAGUUCAGAAUGGCACCAAAUAAAAGAAGCUGCAGAAAAGGCUAAAGAAGCAUCAUCUGAUGAGGGUGAUGAAAUUGGGGAAGUGACCUGUUUUGAACUUUUGGAAGCUCUUGAGCUUAGCAGAUGUCUCUUUUUUAUGAGUUAUGUACAUGGAUCACCUUUGCUUGAGAACUCUAGUGCCUUUGAGUCCGAAGAAUUUGCAGAAAGUACAUCAGCAGCUCUUGGCAGGGUGCUGAUGUUGGACCUAGUCAUCAGAAAUGAAGAUAGGCUCCCUUGUCGUGAACUUAGGUGGCGUGGGAAUUCUGCAAAUUUGUUGUUGGCUGAAAAGAAGAUCUCUACAAAUACAGAUGCAAUAGAAGCCGCCUUUGAUUCUGCAAUAAAUCGAUAUAGACCAAAAGCAAUUAGGGCUCUUCAAAAAGAAAGAAGGUCAACUUCAGUUGACAGCAGACUCAUUUCUCAUAAGCCUGACUUGAUAUCACAAGCUUCUGAUCUGUCUGAUAUUUUAGAGUCUCCGAGAUCCGUUGACAUGAGCCUGGAGAGGCAAAAAGAAUCUCCCGAUUUUAACAUUGUAGCCAUUGAUUCUGGUGUUCCUCGCCGGCCCCCUGCUGGAAAACGUGCAAAUGACCAGGUUAAUUAUCCUAAGUUGGUUGAGUUGUUAUUGCAUAGUUCUGAGUUUGCCUCAAACCUUUUAUAUGAUAUAACUGGAGGGAAAUUAGGAUGUCCUCCACCAGAAGACAUGGAUACACUUGAUACACAUGAUACACAUGCAAGUGACAUGACACCAGUAGUUCAUGCAUUUCGUACCGGAUUUCGGUCUUCUCUUAGAGAUUUGCAGGGUUUCCAUAUAUUCCUACUAACACUUCACCAAAGACUAGAUAUCUUGUUUCGAUCAUUUAUGAACAUUAUAAGCAAAAUAUCUUUGGGGGAAGGUGACAAAGAGGAUUCAGUGGUACCUGAGUCACCUUCAAUGGCUACUGGUAGUAAUUGUUACUCUCCAACCAGUAGGGAGAGGUUUUCUAAUGAUAACCAUCAAGAUUUUACUGAUUCAGAAUCUCAGAGAUAUGCUUCAAGGGCAUCAUCUUGGGGAAAUAGAGAUAGUUGUGACUCUGCUUCAACAUCAAAAGAAAGUCGGUAUGGAAAGUUCUAUAGAGGAAAUGGGGAGCCACUUCGCAGUCUCCGCUUAACAACUAAGAUUCGUGACUUUCACAAAUUCGCAAAGGUCGAUGCUGAAUCUAAUAAAGAAUUGGAGCAGUGGAAUGAAAUGCUUAAAAGUGAUGCUAUCAAACUAUGCCAGGAAAACAACUUCUAUACAGGAUUUUUUGAGGGUAGUGAUAAUAACAUCAUUGUUGAUGCAUAUGAACUUAAGGUCAGACUUGAGCAUAUUCUUGAAAGAAUUGCAUUGAUAUCUGACGCUGCAAGUACAGAGAAACCAUCUGCCGUUACAAGCACUGUGUUCAUUGGUGGAGCACUAGCUGCAAGAUCUGUUUAUACAUUGCAAUACUUGGGAAUCACACAUAUUAUAUGCUUGUGUACCAAUGAAAUUGGUCAAUCAGAUACUCAGUUUCCUGAUCUAUUUGAGUACAAGAAUUUCUCUGUGUAUGACAAUGAAGAUUGUAACAUCAGCAGCAUAUUUGAAGAAUCAUGUGAUUUUAUAGAUCAUGUUGAACAAAAUGGCCAGAAAGUUUUAGUUCAUUGCUUUGAAGGGAAAAGCAGAAGUGUGACAGUGGUCCUUGCUUACUUAAUGCUCAGGAAGAACUUAACUUUAUUAGAAGCAUGGAAUGCUCUGAAACGAGUUCAUCGCCGGGCACACCCUAAUGAUGGUUUCGCAAAGAUCUUACUGAAACUAGAUCAGAAACUGCACGGGAAGGUGUCAAUGGAGUGGCAGCAGCGGAAACCGAGCAUGAAAGUUUGCCCCAUAUGUGGGAAGAAUGCAGGACUAAGCAGUGGCUCACUGAAACUGCAUCUGCAGAAAGCACAUAAGAAGCUAUCAUCUGGGAGUGUAGAUAGUGCCAUGUCAAUGGAGAUCCAAAAGGCAUUGACAGCUUUGAAGAUUAGCCGUGGCGGAAGUGUCAGCCGGACACAAAGGUCCUCUCAUUCAACAGAUGAGUGAAUACAAGAUACUGUAAAUCCAACUUACUUUACUCUAGCAACAGAUAGUAAGUAUAGGAACUAAUGAGGGUAAAUAUUUUACUUGAGCAGCUACGCCUGAAGUAUAGUUUUUCUUCUGUCCAUUUCUUCUAGCUUCUCUCCUGUAAAACCUAAAGGGUUAAAGGUUGCAACAUGUGGGGGUUAUUAUAGGUGAAUGUUCUUCUAAGAUGAUAUUUUCUCAACAUUUGCAUAGUUGUCUCACCGGUAAAUAUGAUAGUGAUAGAUAAAAUAAUCAUCAAAUUUACUAAUAAGAUACUGUAACUAAAAUAUUUCACUAUUGAUACAUAAUUUACUGAUAAAUACAAGCAGAUUAUUCAGAAUCAGUUACUGUUUAUGGGAGAGGGGAAUAUCACUUUCAAAUUGAGAGCGUGCAGUUUACUUUGAAAAAGGUUCGAAUACCCAAAGAGCAUACUGCUUGGAGAUCUCUCGGUAAUCAGUUAUCAUACAAUUAGAGAUGGCAUGUGAUGGUGAUCGGUCAAACUGGGCAAUGACUUCUGAAUUAUAAUGCACUUUUUUUUUUUUAUAACUUUUCUUUCUUUUCUUUUUUUGGAAGCACUAUUACUGAAUACUGAUACACUUCAGUUAUAAUAAACAUGAUCUUCUUAAUCUGUUUUUUCGUCAAGUGUUAUUUAUCGAGUUUCGAUUAGUUUUUUAAUUUUAUUUUACUAUAUAUGACUUACCCUAAUUAAAUUAAAUAUCAUAAUUAUAGUUUAACAAUGUAACUAUUCUUUUAAUUCUUGGGCUACUAACUUGAAAUAAUUAAGAAAAAAAACCCAGUAAUUUGUAUUUUGUAGUUCACCGUAAUCAUGAAUAAGUGAAUAUCGUGCUUAUGAUUGGAAGAGUAAAGACAUCCCGCUUCCACUAAAAUUGUACAUUGAUGCACAAUAUCCGAGGUACGGCUCAAGUUCUCAUUGUCAUGGUAUUGGUCCCUGUUCUAUUUUCUUUCUUGGUGAUGGGCAAAACACGCCAU
Molecule: messenger RNA, 4417 nt
Organism: Arachis ipaensis
Lineage: Eukaryota; Viridiplantae; Streptophyta; Magnoliopsida; Fabales; Fabaceae
Product: dual specificity protein phosphatase PHS1-like
Biological process (GO): response to abscisic acid; cortical microtubule organization; protein dephosphorylation
Molecular function (GO): phosphoprotein phosphatase activity
Source: RefSeq, a predicted model, not a curated record